Cavia porcellus (domestic guinea pig) is the source of this 908-nucleotide messenger RNA. RefSeq names its product oxidoreductase like domain containing 1 (gene Oxld1). Bases 176 to 610 code for a protein of 144 amino acids. The record is from RefSeq and is a predicted model, not a curated record. NCBI's taxonomy places the organism in Eukaryota, Metazoa, Chordata, Mammalia, Rodentia, Caviidae. The transcript is spliced from 2 exons.
GUGCUGGGGGUGGCAGGUGUUGACGCGGGGUUCGCAUCCACCUCAAGUCUGGGAAGUCCGGCAAGUCGCUGAGCCACUUGUGUUCAGGGCACCUACUCAGCACCAACUAUUUGCAAGCCCUGUAGACCCUGAGGCCGGGCUUUGCGGAGAGCCUGUGCGCCCCUGGAGUUUGUAAAUGAGUGGUCUGUACCAGGGGGCCCGUUGGCUCUCCAGCUGGAAUUGCUGCUCCAGCCUACAUGGAGGAGGCAGUGUCCCUUACAGGCACGAUGGCCGAGUGGAAGCUGGUGAUAGAAGAGAGCCAGGCAUGGACCAUGCGAAGAGGGGCUCUCAAGCAGGUACAGACAGCACCAGGCAGCCCAAGACCUCUCCACCCAGUGGGGACCCCUCAGAAUCCUUUUACCCUCUGCCACCUGAGCUCCAACCCCCCACAAAUUGCUGCAUGAGUGGCUGCCCCAACUGUGUGUGGGUGGAGUAUGCAGAGGCACUACUGCAGCACUACCAGGAUGGUGGGGAGCGCGCCCUGGCCGCGCUGGAGGAGCACGUGGCUGAUGAGAACCUCAAGGCCUUCCUCAGGAUGGAGAUCCAGCUCCGAACACAUGGCAGUGGCUGAAGCAGCCUGGCUGAGACACCUUCACUCUGGACAGAGACACCAACCUGUCAGCUCCCACUCAGGAAGCAGCAGGAGCCACCUUUUUUCCCAACCAGUGGGUGCAAUUGUUUAUUGACUUUUUCUGAAAAUAAGUACAUUCUCCAUGGUGGUCGAACAGAAGGUGUUUGUAUUGUCCAUAAGACCUGUAUGUCUUAUCAAAGAAAAUGGGUGCCAGUUGGCACUGUACAUCUGCUGAGCAGCUGCAGCCUUCACCAGCCUGUGAGGGUGAAAUAAAACUCCCAUCUGCCUGACUGUCUAA